AUGACUUCAAUUCCUAGAAAUCUUCCAUUAUCAAUAUUAGAAGAGUUAUCAAUGCUAUUCAGUGAUUAUUUUGUUCAAAAUAUUAAAGUGGACGAUAGAUAUCAGUUGUUGAAUCAAAUCCAAUGGAGUCGGUAUUUAACAGCUAGUAAAGAUGAGCUAAUGCAUUAUCCUUUAUUUCCAACAUUUAUUACACCUGAUCGCGUAUUCUCUGAAAGCCAUGAUAUAUGGAAAGAUAUUCUAUUACAAUGGGAGAAUGCACUGUCGACAACACGACAAGAAUUAAUCAGUCAAUUGUUAGAACAAUUGUAUGCCAGUCCACUGUUUCACAGUGUUUAUGAACGUCUUCAGUCAUAUGAUAUAUUUUCAGAGAAUAUUGAAACAUUUCGCAGAUACUUUCGUCAAAUAUGGUUUGGACAGUAUACAUGGGAUCAAAUGACGCCGACAUCAUCUACCCCGAGGACAUGUGGAUUUCAGCAUGUUUAUAUCGGUGAAAAACAUGGUUCAAAAAUUAAAGGUUUACAUUAUUGGAAACGUUAUUAUAUAUUAGAGAAAACUGGACGUCUGCUACUUGAAAAGAUACAUAAAAUUCAUCCACACCUGCAUAUAUCAUCAUUACGAUUUCAAGUAGACAAUGCUGUAAAACCUUAUGGUACUAUAUUUUUUGGUUUACCUAUGGACUUUGAAAUGUUAAUUUUCUUUUGUGCUUUCUUAGUUGGUGUAAAUCGUGAAGUAUCAUUUUUUAUUGAUGGUUCUCAAACGACUGUAGUGUGUUAUGAUGUGGCUACACAGAGUGAUGCAUUAGCUACAGCAUUUUUUAAAUAUUAG
Molecule: messenger RNA, 825 nt
Organism: Trichobilharzia szidati
Lineage: Eukaryota; Metazoa; Platyhelminthes; Trematoda; Strigeidida; Schistosomatidae
Source: the annotation of a GenBank genome assembly